CCCAGAAUGAAUACCUAUUGGAAUGUGGGACAAUCUUGGCCACUCACCAGUUACAGAGAAUGGAACCGUUGUGGGGACUUGUAUGAUUAUUGACUUGUGAUUCGCCACAGUUAGACCCAUAGAUUAUUAAGCUGUGGAGGAUGGAAGUUGGUGUCUCCUGAGCUUCUUAUUAAUUGUUCUCGAGGACCGAGAGCUUAUGCAUAUACUCAGCAGCUCACAUACGCAUUAGGGCAACACUUUCCCUAGUUUGUCCGCGUGUCUUGAUAGUUGAUAGACGCAUAACAGAAUGGUGUCUGAGGCGCCUAAGCGUGUUACUCUGCGCAGAUCAUGCCAAGCCUGCGUUCGAGGCAAGCGUCGUUGCGACCAACUCUGGCCGCGGUGUAGUCGGUGCCAGGCACGAGGCAGCGACUGUGAAUACAUCAAUAUUCCACUGCCAGCUAGACCCGAUCCCUCCAAUAUCAGUCCACGGUCUGUACGCCAAGUAAUCCCCGUGUCGGCUCUGCCGAUACACCGGCCGCUCCCGUUGGUGAUUAUGAAAGGAUACGAUCGGGAAAUCAUUUCGUUCCUUAUAGCCGGAAUGCGACGCUUUCCUAUCGAGUUCGCUGAAAAUAUGAAGACCCAGUUUAUCCACCCAGACCUUUGUCACAAGCGCGAGGCUUCAACCGUGUUUCAAAAUGUUCAGUCACUUUGCAAACUGCAUACCCAAGCUAGUCAGGGGGGCAACACCACGGCUCUUACACCUCUACUACAGCAGCACUGUGCAGAACUCCUUCGCAAGUCGGGUCGUCCAGCUAGUUUCCAGGAGCUUCUCGCAAUCAUCCAAUCGUUGCUGAUCCUACAGUGCCUUCUCGUCCUCGAUGAGAGAGCCGAUGAUGGUCCCUAUUCGGAAACAAUCAGCACUAUGCUCUCUAAUGUUGGGCGGCGCCUCUGGCAGCAAGCUCCUAUCCAACUCUCCCAUACUCUGAGUCCACGAGAGGCAUGGCUCUUCGCAGAGAGUGUUCGGCGGACAAUCAUCGUCGCGUUCAUGUUGCGCAGUGUAUAUUCGCUACUAAAGCGAAACUACUCCGUCCGCACUCCGUUUGUCGACUCAUUACCUUUCGAUGUUCGCACCCCCCUGUGGGAUACAGAACAUGAGGACUGGGAUGACACAACGCCUGCAUCUUUAGAAAACAUGGUUUCCUUGCAACAGUAUUCGACCUUGCUAGAUUCGGGUGCAGUCCAUGGCAUCUCGCCUUUCAGUGCUCUAAUAUUGGCGGCAUGUAAAGGCAAAGCUGUUUCCGACGUACCUUACCCGCCUGUUACAGGUUACAAGACCUACUGAGAGCUAAGGCGAAUGAACACUGCUCAAAGACAUGGAACAAUAAUUCGG
Messenger RNA from Aspergillus pseudotamarii, 1369 nucleotides. Its product is annotated as Zn(II)2Cys6 transcription factor domain-containing protein. Bases 287 to 1321 code for a protein of 344 amino acids. The transcript has a single exon. Lineage: Eukaryota; Fungi; Ascomycota; Eurotiomycetes; Eurotiales; Aspergillaceae. The record is from RefSeq and is a predicted model, not a curated record. Gene Ontology annotation, biological process: regulation of DNA-templated transcription. Gene Ontology annotation, molecular function: DNA-binding transcription factor activity, RNA polymerase II-specific; zinc ion binding.